UUAAUGGGAAAACUACAGUUUUGGAAAUUUGUGGCUAAGCAAGCUCAGGCUUUGGAGGGGGUGGGCUGCUGAAGGAUAUAGCAUGAGAUGUGCAGCAGCCUUAAAUUCUCACUGCCUAUCCUGCGAAGGGCAGGAAAUUCCCCAACCUGUGCAAGGUGUCCCUUGCUUCAUUAGACUUGAAGAAAUCAUUUCCUGAAGUAACAAUGGUCUUUCCUUGAACUCCGACUGGAAGAGUUUGAAAGCACAGCUUUGCUAUUCCCAGAUGGCUCUGCAUCCUGGGAAGCAGCAGCAGCCCUGAUUUCGCUAGAAGUUCAUAAUUCAUAACUUUGGCCUUUUCCUAGUUAGUUUUGGCGUUACGUCACUGGGGUGGCCUCGGCAAAGGCAGCACCGGCAGCCCCCGCCUCGGCCUGCUGGGCAAGCCUCCGUUUUCCUGGCACAGAGACAGGGAGAGAGGGGAGAAGGUUGAAUUGAGAGAUUUUGUAGGCAAACCACAAAGACAAGGGGGGCAGCCGAGUCUGCCGGCCCUCACGGGCGGCGGAACGCUCCUGAGCGGGGCCGGGCUGCGCGCCGGAGCGCCGCCGUCUCCGCGGCAACCGCCGGGCCGCGGGAAGAUGUCCGCGGAGGGCGGGCGAGGCGCGGCCCGCGUCCUGUUCCGAGCCCUGCCGCAGAAAACCUUCUCCUGCCUGCAGGACAGGGACAUCGCGGACCGACUCCUCAAAUGGUCCAUGCAAGGCAGGAUCACAGCACAAGCGUUCAGUUUUGACCAGCAGUUUAAGCCCUACCAAAAGGAUGAGUUUCUUAUGGCAUUUUUUAAUGAUCAAAGUGUGAACUCCAGUUUAAAGUUGCUGUCAGCUUCAGGACAAUGGACUACAUUGGGUUCCAAAGUGACAAAAAUUGAAGCUACAGUGGUACCCUGUACACAGAUUUCCAUGUCAUUUUUUGAUCGGCUGUACUCUGAAGGAAUUGUUCGAAAAACUGGAACUAUUGUGAAAUGUUAUGAUGACUAUUAUGAUGAUAUUCUCAUCUCUGAUGAAUUAAGGAAGGUCUUGCUUCUGGAGGAUUCUGAUCAUUAUGACUUAUUCACUCAAUUGGAUCGCGAGGAGUUCCUGUUCUGUCUUUUCAAGCAUUUUUGCAUUGGAGGAACUCUUUGCCAGUUUGAAGAUGUAGUUGACCCAUACUUAGAAACUACAAAAGCUUUUUAUAAAGACUUGGUGAGUGUUCAAAAGAACCCUGAAACAAAAGAAAUACAUAUUAUUUCUACAGUCUUCAGAGUGUCUGCAUAUAUUUCUAUGUCUAGGUAGAUGGACAUUAAAGAGCUCCCCUAACUGUGUUGGCUUUAAGUUAAAUAACAUCAGUACUAUGAAGAAAGAAACAACAACCAAACUUUAGCAACUUUUUGUAAACAAAAUAGAUGGACAAAAGAAGAUCCAGUGUCAAUGCAGAGCAGGCUAUCUGCCUUGUACCCUUGAAGGAAAAUUGGGCAUUACUGCACGUUCUGAAAAUUUGUGGGGUGAAGAAUAAUUCUGAAAUUACGGUUUCUAUUAAAGAACAUCCUGAAGAAUUUUCUCUCAGAAACCAGAAAGGCUUAAACAGUGGAUCUUUACUGUUUGACGAUUAUGUGGAUCAAAACUACUCCACUCCGCUUGGCACAUACAGGAAGGACACUUCCUGGAGCACAAAUGUCUUGUGUUUGUGAUGAAAAGUUUCUCUUGAGGAGAUAACUACAUUUCUGCAGUGGAUUUCGUUUCUGAGUUCAUUUGAUAAGUAACUGUAGAGUGUUAUUAUAACACUUAUGUUGAGCUGACAAUUUUUAAGCCAAGUGUUCUUGGUUUAUAUCUGGAAGAAAAGAACAUAACCUCCUAGCCUGAUGUAAAUAGAUAAAUAAUUUUUUAAAUAAAUAAAUUUUUAAAAGCUCAUCUUGUAAAAGUGACUUGUGCAGCUGAACACUAUUUAAAAACGGUAUCUAAAAAAGCACACUAUUAGAGAUGUAAAUAUCUCAAGGUUUUAAGUUAUAGUUCACAGAAUCACAGAAUAUGCUGAGUUAGAAGGGACAUACAAGAAUGCUCAACUCCUGGCCCUGCACAGCACAUCCCCAAACUUCACACCGUGUGCCUGAGAGUGCUGUCCAAACACUUCUUGAACUCUGUCAGGCUGGUGCUGUCAGACCACUUCCCUGGGGAGCCUGUUCCAGUGCCCAAACACUCUCUGGAUGAAAAACCUUCUCCUGCAAUCUAACCUAAAUCUCCCUUGACUCAGCUUCGUGCUGUUGCCUCAGCUCCUGUCCCUGGUCACCAGAGAGAAGAGAUCAGUGCCUGCCCUUCUCUUUCCCUCACCAGGAAGCUGUAACUGCAGUGAGGUCUCCCCUCAGUCUCCUCCACGCUGAAGAGAGCAAGUGACCUCAUAUGCCACUCCUCAUAUGGCUUCCCCUUAAGGUCCUUGACCAUCAUCAUUGCCCUCCUUUGGACACUCUCCAAUAGUUCAUUGUCUUUCUUGUGGCACCCAGAGCUGCCCCCAGCACUGGAGGUGAGGCUGCCCCAGCUCAGAGCAGAGGGGACAAUCCCCUCCCUUGCCCAGCUGGCCAUGCUGGGCCUGAUGCCCCCAGGACAGGGUUGGCCCUCCUGGCUGCCAGGGCACUGCUGCCUCAUGUUCAACCUGCCACUGACCAGGAGCCCCAGGUCCUUUUCUGUGGCACUGCUCUCCUGCAUCUCAUUCCCCAGGCUGUCUGUACAUCCAGGGUUGAACCGUCCCAGGUGUAGAAUCCAGCACUUUCCCUUCUUGAACUUCCUAUGGUUAGUGAUUGUCCAGCCCUCUAAUUUCUUGAGGUUUCUGUUACAAAGCUCUGUAGUCUUUAGCAUCAAAACCUGAUAGACCUGGGCAUCACAAGAGAAAUAAUUUUAGAUCUUGUGACAAAGUACUCUGAAUGAACUCCAAAUACCCUUGAGAGCUCUGGAGCUUUGCAUAUAAUGAAACACUUUUACAGCUGAAGUAUUGGAAUGCUUACUGAUAUUUUAGAACUUUCUUUAUCUGAACUCAAACUGUGGCAGUGUUAGAAAUCAGAAUAAUGCAGAGUUUAUUCAAGAAGUAGUUAAAAAAAUUGUCAAUUACAUUAUGCAGUUUUGAGAAUGUUCAGCAGUAUUUUUAUUUCUGUUUUAAAUCAUCAGCUGUGUUGCUACAAGGAAAAAUAAAAUUAUCCUACUCUAACAUCAGUAAAUCAAUCAUUACACCCCCUGCAUGUGUGAACCAAAGUCCACACUGCAGAUGAAAUUGGUAAGAUUCUUAACUUGUGUACAUGCAUAAAUGUAAAUAUCAGAGCUUUUAUGUUCAAGCAUUUUAGGCAUUUUAUGACUUCUUUUGGGAAUUAAAAUAAAUUUGAGAACCCUUUUCAUUUAAUUAGGUUAUAUUAUUUUCCUGAUACCACAUUUGGUAUAUUGCUUGAAAUGCCUCAUCACCAGAACUUACAUUGUUUUUGUUCUUGAGUUGUUGAACAAAUUUUUAGUGGGCUCACACUGCCUCUAAACAGUCAAAACCUCAACUGCCAUCCAUCAGUUCCACAAAGACUGCAGGAGUGGGAUCCUCCGUAGCAAUGGGAAGAGUUUAACAAGCAAUCACAUCUUGAUGUUGCUCUUAUUUUUUUUCUUUGGUUACAUGCAUGAGCUUAGGUUAUUUUUGGAUCAAAUUCCAAAGGCCUUUUGAUGCUGAGCACUAUAAAAUCUUAAAAUUUGCUCUCCUUACUGCAGUUGAGAAUCCAGUGUUUGUUACACAUGUAUCAUUAAAAAAACACCUAAAGAGAGCUAGG
Molecule: messenger RNA, 3796 nt
Organism: Prinia subflava (tawny-flanked prinia)
Lineage: Eukaryota; Metazoa; Chordata; Aves; Passeriformes; Cisticolidae
Gene: CFAP300
Product: cilia and flagella associated protein 300
Exons: 7
Coding region: 612-1301 (229 amino acids)
Source: RefSeq, a predicted model, not a curated record